AAAAAAAAACUUCCCAACUCAUAAAUUAUUAAUUCACAAAUCACAAUCAUAUUCUUCCGAUUUCCCAAUCUCUCUCGAUCUCUCCGCCUAAUAUCUGUUUUCGUUUUUGUUUCCAAAUUAAUUCCAACUCCACCAAUUUUUUGCAAUCGAAUCGAUCGAAUCCGAUGAGCACAGGCGAGCUCCUCAGCAUCGAGCCUCUGGAGCUCAAGUUCCCCUUCGAGUUGAAGAAGCAGAUCUCCUGUUCGCUCCAGCUCUCGAAUAAGACCGAUAGCUACGUCGCCUUCAAGGUCAAAACUACGAACCCGAAGAAGUAUUGUGUUCGUCCGAACACCGGAGUUGUCUUGCCUCGAUCCACAUGUCAUGUUAUAGUUACAAUGCAAGCCCAAAAAGAGGCUCCUCCGGACAUGCAAUGUAAGGACAAGUUCCUCCUCCAGAGUGUAAAAACUAACGAUGGUGCAACGACAAAGGAUGUUACUCCUGAAGUGUUCAAUAAAGAGGCGGGACAUGUGGUUGAGGAGUGCAAAUUGAGAGUGGUAUAUGUUCCUCCACCUCAACCCCCUUCUCCGGUUCCAGAAGGUUCAGAAGAAGGGUCUUCACCAAGGGUUUCUGCUACAGAGAAUAAAAAUGUGAACAGUUCUGAGUUUUCCAAUGCUGCAAAAGCAUUUACUGAGCUUGAACCUCAGGAGAGAUCUGCAGAGGCAAGAUCACUUAUUUUGAAAUUGACAGAGGAAAAGAAUAAAGCAAAUCAACGAAGUAACAGGCUUCGUCAAGAGCUGGAACUCUUGAAGCGUCAAGGGAGCAAAAGUCGUGGUGGCGUUUCAAUCCUUUUCCUCAUUAUUAUUGGCUUAAUUGGAUUACUUUUGGGUUAUCUCAUGAAGAAGUCGUGGGUCUUGAUCGAUCUUAGGUGCUGGAACUCUAGAUUAGCGUGUGGGACUGAUCUUCGGAAAGCUUACAUUCUUUUUGCAACUUAAAAGGGAUUAUUUCACUUUGUUUCUUUUGUGGUUCGACGUGAGAGAUUUUGGUUAACUGUAUCUUUGAUGGUUAAUAAUUUAGGAUGAGGUUCCUCUCCGGUUCCUCUUUGUGAGGAUUCUGGGAUCACUUUAUGAGCGGACAUAAAGUGAUCUCCGGGAUCCUCACAAAUAGGAUCCGGAUAGUAUCCUAUUCCAAUAAUUUAUACAUCUCACUGUGAUGUAAAACACAAGUUUGGUUGUUUUAUACUAUUGGUGCUUGUUCAAUUUUGUUA
This is a messenger RNA of Malus domestica (apple), 1243 nucleotides long. The record is from RefSeq and is a predicted model, not a curated record. NCBI's taxonomy places the organism in Eukaryota, Viridiplantae, Streptophyta, Magnoliopsida, Rosales, Rosaceae.